CAUAUUAUAUCGACGUCUCCGUCAAAUGACGAAACCAACCUUAAACCACCAUCGAAGAAGAAAAAGGCGGAUGUUAGCGUGGCUUCGAGACCCCAGGUUAACGACGCGACGACCACCAGAACAAUGGCGUCCUCCGAGCAGAAAGCGCGACAACGUAAACAACUGGAACCUGUUGGAAAGAAUCACAUCGCUUUAGACGUCCAGAAGCUGAUUGUUCUUCAGGAAAAGCAUUCCCCCAAGUCGCAGGAGAGCAGUUUGGAGCAAGAGGCUCCAGAGCCCUUCCACAUCAAAAAGGAAGAUGAAGAUCCACAGCUCCCACAUGUUAAAGAGGAGGAGGAGGCUGACAUCAGCAAGUUGCUAUUGACCGCUGUCUCUGUGAAGAGUGAAGAUGACAAAGACAAACCACGCGAGUCAUUUGAUGUUCAGCAGCCGAUUGGUCAGCAGGAGGAGCUUCCACCUCAGUCGCAGUGGGGGAGCUCCAGUUUGCAGCAAGAGCAUCCACGGCAUCUCCACAUUAAAGACGAAAAGGAGGACGCUGGCAUCAGUAAAUUGCCACUGACUGAUGUCACUGUGGAGACUGAAGACAAACAACCCAAGUUGUCACGACUUCAUUUUCAUAGUCCAAGUGGAGACCCCUGUGUAGGACCACCACCAGACAACUUCUUAGCUCCACUGUCAGACAGUGAUGACAUUGAAGAAUCUUUGUCAAGCGACGUAGACUGUGAAGGUGAUGACAAACAGUUGAAAUGCUAUGAAAAGGAGACAACUCCUGGCAGCAAGGAAACUUCACAAGCACGUAGAAAAUGUUUUACCCACUCAGUUUGUGUCAAACAUUUUGCUAAAAGACAUCACACUAUUAGCUACAUUAGAACACACACAGGAGAAAAAUCCUUUCCCUGUUCACUGUGUGGGAAAACAUUCUCUCGAAAGGAACAUUCGGACUCGCAUAUGAGAACACACACAGGAGAAAAACCCUUUUGUUGCUCAACGUGUGGUAAACGAUUCUCUGUCAAGCCAAACAUGUUAUCACAUAUGAGAACACACACAGGAGAAAAACCCUUUCGCUGCUCAAUGUGUGAUAAAACAUUCUCUCAUAAGGCACAUGUGGCAUCGCACAUGAGAAAACACACAGGAGAAAAACCCUUCAGUUGCUCAACUUGUGGUAAAACAUUCUCUCAUAAGCCAAACAUGGUCACACACAUGAGAACACAUACAGGAGAAAACCCCUUUUGUUGCAGAGUUUGUGGUAAAACAUUCUCUCGGAAGGAACAUGUGGCAUCACACAUGAGAACACAUACAGGAGAACAACCAUUUUCUUGCUCAAUUUGUGGUAAAGGAUUCACUUUAAAGCCGAACAUGGUAUCACACAUGAGAAUACAUACAGGAGACAAACCCUUUCGUUGCUCAACUUGUGGCAAAACAUUUUCUCGAAAGCCAAACAUGGUAGCACACAUGAGACUACACACAGGAGAAAAACCUUUUUGUUGCUCAUCUUGUGGUAAAACAUUCUCUAGGAAGCCAAACAUGGUGAAACACAUGAGAAUACACAAAGAAAAACGUCAUUGCUCAUAGUGUGAUAAAACAUUCUGUCGUAGGCCACACGUAAAACAUAAGAACACGCACAGGUGAUUUAACUCUUUUGGCGAAGGUUAUGCUCACAAGUGUUUCACUGCAGAUGUGGACACUAAAGGAGAAUAAAUGUUUUACAGUAUUCUCUGCAAUACUGCGGCAUUUGAAACAGA
This is a messenger RNA of Phyllopteryx taeniolatus (common seadragon), 1742 nucleotides long. Its product is annotated as gastrula zinc finger protein XlCGF57.1-like. The record is from RefSeq and is a predicted model, not a curated record. Bases 124 to 1572 code for a protein of 482 amino acids. Gene Ontology annotation, biological process: negative regulation of transcription by RNA polymerase II; regulation of immune system process; regulation of cytokine production. NCBI's taxonomy places the organism in Eukaryota, Metazoa, Chordata, Actinopteri, Syngnathiformes, Syngnathidae. The transcript has 4 exons.